Messenger RNA from Physella acuta, 5953 nucleotides. RefSeq names its product EF-hand calcium-binding domain-containing protein 6. Gene Ontology annotation, molecular function: calcium ion binding. Gene Ontology annotation, cellular component: nucleoplasm. The record is from RefSeq and is a predicted model, not a curated record. NCBI's taxonomy places the organism in Eukaryota, Metazoa, Mollusca, Gastropoda, Physidae.
AAGUUAAGAGAUUAUCAUGGCAGGAUUAAGAGCAACGAUGUCAAACGAGUGCCUAAAUUCAAGCAAAUGAUACUUGUGUGUUUGUAACGUUAUAACUCACUGAAAUGGCAACAGGAGUUGUAGGCUUUUCUCCUGAAAGCCAAGGAAUCCAGUUCACAGCUAGACCAGCACUUCGCACCAGAGAUGCAAUUGGUCCUCGGUCCUUAUCACGGGCUAGUGGAUCAUCAUUAGCCUCUAAUUCUGGUUUUUUUCCGGGUGGGGAUGGUGGUGAACUGAGCCGUUUGUCUACACAAAAAUUAACAAGCAUCGAAGUAGAAGCAGCUUUAAGAGGAAAAGUUCAAAAAAAGUUUGAAAGCCUCAAACAAGCCUUCAGAAUUUAUGAUGUUGAUGAAAAUGAGACAGUCACUAAGGGAGAAUUUCGGAGAGUAUUAGAGACAUACUGCAUGCCUUUAACCUCUGAACAAUUUGAUUCUAUUGUUGCCAAGUUGAGAAGUGCACAUGGAGGGACAACCAUUAAAUAUUUGGAUUUCCUUACCAAGUUCUCUGGUUAUGAUGCUGGUAACAAAAACAGAGAUUCAAGAUCUAGUCAAUCUGAUCCAAAAGAAAUCAACAUGGAUAUGAUAGAAAAACUUUUAAGAGAUAAGAUUAAUACAAAUCUACGUUCAGUAGUCAAAGGCCUUCAGUUGUUAGAUUUUAACAUGGAUGGGAAAAUUCAGCGGCAUGAGUUGCGCAGAGUUCUGGAAAAUUGUUGUUUUAGAUUUACAGACCAACAGUUUGAAAAGUUGUGGCAAAGAUAUGACUAUCACCACACAGGUCUAAUCAACUACCGUGAUUUUCUCCAGAAACUUGGUAUAAAUGUAAAGAAUGGCAAUGCUGUGCCGUCAUCCAAUACAGUAGCAGGAGUUCUGAAAUGGCCUAAAGUUACUACACCACAUAAAGGAGCCAGUGAGCAGCUCAAAUCUCAACAAAAGGAGGAUGAGAAACUGAUUCGCUCUUUGACGUUUGAUCAGAUUGAAAUCGAAUUCAGAAAUAGGAUGAGAUCCAACUAUGCAAAAUUAAAGAAAGCCUUCAUGACAUUUGACAAACACUUGGAUGGCUAUGUAUCCAUAGAAGAUUUGAAGUCCAUCUUAAAUAGUUUUACUAUUCCUAUGAAUGACCAGUUGUUUGUACAGUUGAUGGACAGGUGUGGUAUUAAAGCCAGUGGAAGAGUUUCAUGGGAGAUCUUCUUAGAAAAAUUUCAGAACCCAAUCACAGUGGGGAAUGGCCAGUCCUUACCCAUCAGGCCAAACUACAAAAUUCAUCCUAUAAUGGAGACUCAAAAAGUGGUUGACUGGGACACCAUAUGGAGUCAGUUAUACAAAAGAGUUCAGUCUCACUACAACAGUUUUAAGGAAGCAUUUUUACAGAUGGACAAGAAUAGAGAUGGCAAGGUCACAAGAAAAGAGUUUAGAGAACUUGUAGAGAAAUUUACAUUUCGGCUGGAUGACAAGCAAUUUAAAGCACUUAUGUCACGCAUUGAUCCAGAACACACAAAUAGCAUUGACUACCAUACAUUCCUUAGACUGUUUGAAGAGAAAGAAACAAAGGAAGGUCACAAAUGGUUGAAGUCUGUCCACAGAUACAAUUCUAAACCUAAACCAGCAAUACUAGCUUGGGAAACAGUUGAAGAUCUGCUGAGAGAAAAAAUUACCUAUUACUGGAAAGAUGUUUCUGAUUGGCUGACAUAUCAUGAUCGUAGAGGUCAAGGCUACUUGUCCAAGAGCACACUCAAGAAAAUUCUUGAUAUGCAGGUUUUACCAAUAUCUGAUGAUCAUUUUGAAAACUUGAUAAGCAGGUGUACAAAUUUCAAAGAUGGAAAAGUGAGUUACAUGGAAUUUUUAAACCAACUUGGUGUAGAUGUGUCACCAGGAGAUGUUGCAGGACUAAGCACACAAAUCACAGAUGGGAGCAAAAAUGCCGAAAUAUUGAGAAACAUUGAUCUCAUGAACAGGCAUGAUCAAAUGGCAUUGUCACAGUGUUACAGAACAAGUCAGAUGAGUGCUGAUGAGGUCAUAUCAAGAUUUAAAGACAAAAUGGCACAGUGGUCUCCAGCUCUUCGUAAAGUGUUUACUUCUUGUGAUAAGCAGAAUAAAGGACAUAUAUCUAAGAAAGAAUUUAGAAUGAUCCUUUCUGAUUUAGGUAUUUUGAUGUCAGAUGAGCAGUUCUCUGAGCUCAUGCUCAAGCUGAACAUGCACAAUGGCCACAUGAACUACAUGGAUUUCAUCCUAAACUUUGGUGACCCUCGUCACCCAGAUUCAUCACCUGGUGUUGUGGAACAUCUCAAAAAUCACAGGGUCAACCCAAUCAGAGGGGACGAAUAUGGGAUGUCAGUUACAGAAGUGGAGACCAAGUUACAGCAGAAACUAAGAGAAAAUUUCACUAACUUAAGGGAAGCAUUUUACAAAUUUGAUGAUCUACAUAGAGGAUGCCUUGAUAAAUCAAGCUUCAGGCGAAUGCUGGAUUCUUUCAUGAUUAUAACAUCUGAUGCAGAAUAUGAGAAGCUUUGUCAAAGGCUGGGCAUAAGCAAAGAUAGUCGGAUUAGCUAUGUGGAGUUCCUUGAGAGGUUUGAGCUGAAAGAUAAACCAGAGGGUCACAAGUGGUUGAAUUCUGUGCACAGAUUCAAUGAAACUUUGGUACCCAAACCAUUUUCUGCAACAGAAGCACACAAAGUUCUAGCUCAAAAAGUAUUUAGGCAAUGGAAUGAUCUUUCAAAGGCUUUUCGCUCCAUAGACAGUAAGGGCAAUGGAAUUAUUACAAAACAGGAGCUGAGAGAGACACUAAAUAAAUUUGUCAUGCCCAUGCAGAAGGAAGAAUUCAAAAAUUUAUGGAAGAGACUAGACGCUGAUAUGAAAGGUUAUAUCUCACAUCAAGACUUUUUAGAAAAGCUGGGAACAGCAGAGUUUGCAACUGCUGAUAAUGGUCCUAGCAGUAAUAUCAUUUCUGGAAAUCGGCAGUAUAUGGAAGAACAUCAGCGACAACAGCAAGAGAAACAUGAAAAUAUUACUUGGAAUCAAGCCAAUCUGACAAUGAACAUGCCUGCAGUGAUUGUUGAAAGGCAAUUAAGGGAUAAAAUUCGUGACAGCUACUCAGAUUUCUACAGUGCAUUUCGUAAGUAUGACACUCAGAAGUGUGGAUCCCUCUCUGCUAAUGAUAUUCAAAGAGUUUUGAAUGAUCAGCAUUUUUUUAUCAGCGACGAACAGUUCUUUGCCCUGUUGAACAGAAUUGGCCUAACAACAUCCCAAAGCCGCAUCAAUUAUGCUGAUUUCCUAAAUGCUUUUGAAGAUGGUAGAAAGUCAAGCUAUGGGCAACAACCCCAGGAUAUUAAAAUUGAGGAAUAUCGCAAAUUGAGCCCAGAACAGGCUGAAAAACGUUUGAAGCAAAAAUUACAAGCAAACAUUGAUGAUGUCACUAAGGCUUUUGCAGCUUUUGAUAAAGACAGCUGUGGGAAAAUAUCUGUCGAAGACUUCCAUCGUAUUCUGGAUUUGUUUUGUUUUGUGAUGACUGAGCCACAGUGGAAACACAUCAAAGCUGGACUCACUAUUGGAGCAGAUCAGUGUGUCAGCUAUAAUACUUUUUUGUCAGCAUUUGCUUCAAAUGAUGCUGACAUCAAUGACCAGUAUUUACAAUCUCUACAAGCUACAUUCCCACUUAGUUCAUCUCCCUUGAUCAAAUCAGAUGAAGUUGUCCAGAGGAUUCAUGAGGCUGUAGUUUCACAUUACCACAAUAUACUUAGAGACUUUGAGAGUACAGACUUUGCAAAAAUUGGUUCAGUCACACAGGAAGACUUGAGAGAGGUUAUAGCAAGAAACAUAAUGAGACUGAAUGAUGAACAGUUUAACAGGCUGUGUGAGAUAAGUCCUGUAAAUGAGUAUGGCAAUGUUGACUACAAGGAAUUCAUGAGGUUGUUUUUUGAAGGGAUGCCCAAUACGACAGACCCAAAUCAACUGCCACCAAUCAAAUCGACAAAUCAAAAAUUUAAUUUUGAUCAAAAUAGACCAUCAACUUCGAUGUCACAGCGACCGUAUUCUCGGGCUAGCAAUCGUCCAUUCUCAAGAUUAACUCGAAGUGUUAGUUCAAGAUCCGGAUUUAGAUCUGCAACACCUUUGGUGAAUGCUGAAUCUGCAGAAUUUCAAAUAAAGGAUGUAGUGUUCCGUAACUGGCAUGAGAUGCAAAAAAGAUGUAGAGAAAUGGACAUCAGCAAUUCAGGGUCAAUAAGUGUGGAUCAAUUUGAAAACCUUUUGGGCCAGUAUGGAGUUUACCUUGACCCCCAAGAAUUCAGCAACUUGGUGACCAAAUAUGAUUUGAAUGAAAAUGGAAGAUUCUGCUACAGUGACUUUAUCAGACACUUCCUUCUGACUGUAAAAUCUACAGGAUCAAAAGUAAUGUCCAACAGAGAAAAAAUGCCAGCUAGGCAAUUACAUAAGCAAAACUCUGCUAUUGAAGAAGAGGAUGAUUCUGAUGAUGUCAUCAGACGAACAAGAGAAUGUAUUGGUCAAAACUGGAAAAAAAUGAGACGUGAAUUCCAAAAUGUUGACACAAAGAAUCAAGGUACUGUGUCCAGUGAUGAGUUUAGACGAGUACUGAAGCAGUUUAAUAUCAAUGUAUCAGAAAUGGAGUUUCAGCAGCUUCAAGAAAAAUAUGAAAAGGAUUAUGAGUUAGUCAACUACAAUGAUUUCUUAAAAGAUCACCUAAUAUGAAUUAGGUCAUCCAAGAAACUGCUCAUCGUACAAGAAAUCAGAUAAAUUUAUGUAAACUGAAAAUAAACAUUUAGAAUAUUAGCAGAUUGAAAAUGCACUAAAAUUAAGUAAAACAGAAGUUUCUUUCUUUAGAUAUAAUAAAAGCGUAUUGAAAGAUUGAUUUUUUAGUGCAUUUAAAAGCUUGAUAUAAUCAUUAAUUUUAUACUUGUUUAUUCAAAGAGAUACAAGUCAAUCUUAUCUUUUGAAAAAGAUUAAGAUUCCUCUUUAGCCUUAGCAAUUCAUUGGGCAGAUGAAGUAGGGUUCAUAUGUUUCUUGACCUCAUCAUAUGAAAGGAUAAUGUCAUCAGCACUAUAUCAAGCCGCCUCUACUUUCCCUAAAACAAUUACUACGAUUUUUGUUCAGUCAUCUAAAAUUAAUUCAACACACAAAAAAUAUUUGCUAUCAACCCAAUUAGUAGCUUGCAAUAUAUUAUAAUGCUAGAUGAGUAUAACCUUCCUUUAUUUUAGCAUUUGCACCUCAACUGUAAGAGAUUUAAAAACUGCAUUCAUUUAACACCACUUGACUAUCAAGCGAUCUCUACCACCUAGUUCUCUCACCAUUCAUUGUAUAUAGGAAUCUUUAAACUAAUUUAAUACCAAAUUAGAUUAAAGAUUAGAUUUUAUUUAGAUGUCCUAUGUGAUGCAUUUAUAUGCAAAAUUUGAUAAAAAUCACAACAGUAGAAAAUGUUCAAAAUUAAGUUAACUUACAGAUGUGAAAAAAAAAAUAGCCUUUCAAUUUUCAUUGUUGCCAUAUUGUGUUAAUAUUAAGUUUUUUCUUGCACUUUAAAAUUAAACCACUUCAAGCACACAUUGAAAAUGUAAUCAACUUCUAUUGGUUAAGUCAAAUGUUGAAAAAAAUUAAGUUUUUAGCUUUACCUUCAACAAUUUGUUAAGGAUAUUUGUGCAUGAUUUAAUAAUGCUUCCAGAGUAAAUCUGUCUCAGUGUUGAUUUACUAACACAUUUAAGCUAGACUUAAUUUUCAGCAUUAGACAAUAAUUUAAUCAGUAUUAAUUUUAUUUGUAUUGUACAGUAUUACCAAUUUAUUAAUCCACUGAUGUUCAUAUUUAGAAUGUUUUUACCAAGGACUAUAACAUUUUUUUCAAUCAUCACUGCUGAUAUUUUGCAUUCAUGUAUAAAUCAAAUAUAUGUACUGUUUUUGGUGAAUUUUCUUAAUAAAUC